AUGCCAAGGGAGGCCACGCAUACAAAGACGCCCGAGGAGCACCGUGCCAAGCAGCUGCCCGCCGCGGCCGUGGAAUUGACCAGCUCUCCGGGCCAGCAGCAGCAGCAGGAGCAGCAGCAGCAGGAGCAACAGCAGCAGCAGCAGCAGCAGCAGCAACAGCUGCAGCAGCAGGGCCAGCAGCAGCAACAGCGACAGCAGCAGGAUGAGCAGCGGGUGGCCGCCCUGGAGGAGCGCGUGGCCUUCCUGGAGAUGGAGCUUCUAAAGCAGGCCAUAGGCACAGCAGACACGCCCAUGGUGUUGGGCGACCCGUCAUACGCCGCCGCGGCUUGGGCUGACGUAGACGCACCCGACGCCGCGGUCUCGGGCGCCGGCUGGGGUGCCGCCGCACCUCCUGGCGCCCGAGGCAGCGCGUCUGGGUCGCCCCAAGGGGGUGCCGCGGCGGUGAUGAUGGGUGCGCAGCGGCUGGCGGCGCCGCAAGGGGCUGCGGGGCAGUUAGAUCCAGAGGUUUCGGCGAUUGCUGAGGCGCUGCUCAUACGGCGUAGCCUUGCAGUGGCGGCGCCGCCUGCGCCGGGCGCGGGCGCACCGUGGGGCGCGCGGUCGCAUGAUCGGCGGCAGCGAGCGGCGGCGGCCGCGGGCGGGAUCACGCGCGGCCAGCAGCCGGGCGUUUGGCGGCCGGCGGGGCCGCCUGGCGCGUCGCCGUCAGCUGCUGCAGGUUAUGGCGGCGACGAUGGUGGUGAAAACGAUGAUCUGGUGCCUGUGGAGCCGCGGAACGGCCUGGCAAUGGCGGGCACAAUCCUGGCGGUGUAUUUCGGCGUGAUGGUUGCGUUCUUUGCUGUGCUCGGGGAUGUGUACGCGGGGUCCCUGGUGACGCUCCUGGCGCUGGCGCUGUCGUCACCGGAUGGCACGGUGCCGCCAGAGGCGAUGGACGUGAUGGACGGCAUGACGCUGUGGUGGUGA
Messenger RNA from Monoraphidium neglectum, 957 nucleotides. RefSeq lists its product as hypothetical. The coding region runs from base 1 to 957 and encodes 318 amino acids. The record is from RefSeq and is a predicted model, not a curated record. Lineage: Eukaryota; Viridiplantae; Chlorophyta; Chlorophyceae; Sphaeropleales; Selenastraceae. The transcript has 4 exons.